GUUGAUCAGGCGGCGCGGAGGAAGAGUGGGACGCAUUUGCUGCUGUAUACAAGAGCGGUGCCGUUACCCAAACGACUGGAGACUGCGACUGAGUACCGUUUCCUCAUGCGAUUGACGCAGAUGUUCAUGGCCGGGGCUGCGUUUGCUAGUCUUGCCACCGCCUCGUUCAAUGUCAACUACACUUCCUCAGUGUUGGCCGUUUCUGGCAUAAAUCUCAUGUGCUUCACUUCCAUCUCGUCUCUGUUCGUCUCGUUCGGAAGCAUUCUAGUCUACUGCUUCCCCGCGUUCAUCGGCGUCCCACCACACCGGCAUCCUCGCUUCAGCCGAGUCGAAGUCGGCGUCGACAUCCUCUAUUUCGGAUUCUGGGUAGCCGCCCCAAUCGUUCUCUUGAAAUACGGCCGUUGCCCCAGACUGACCUUCGGGUUAUCCCCCGAAUCGAUAUCCUGUCUGCCAUGGAGCAUGUGCACCGCCUUUGGAUUCGCCUGUGCGGCACUGUUUCUUGGGACUGUUGUGAUGGGCAUCAGGGAUCUGAAGCGGUAUGGGGUGUGGAACGCCGGCCGUGGGAAUGGUGUCAUGUGGGCGAGGGGUAGCUGGAAGGAG
Molecule: messenger RNA, 600 nt
Organism: Fimicolochytrium jonesii
Lineage: Eukaryota; Fungi; Chytridiomycota; Chytridiomycetes; Spizellomycetales; Powellomycetaceae
Exons: 3
Cellular component (GO): membrane
Source: RefSeq, a predicted model, not a curated record